This is a messenger RNA of Atta colombica, 936 nucleotides long. RefSeq names its product CDC42 small effector protein homolog (gene Spec2). The record is from RefSeq and is a predicted model, not a curated record. The transcript has 3 exons. Gene Ontology annotation, biological process: regulation of Rho protein signal transduction. Lineage: Eukaryota; Metazoa; Arthropoda; Insecta; Hymenoptera; Formicidae. Gene Ontology annotation, cellular component: plasma membrane. The coding region runs from base 85 to 351 and encodes 88 amino acids. Gene Ontology annotation, molecular function: small GTPase binding.
AUUGAAUCGAUUAGAGAAGCCUUCAAACUUCCUUCUUCUGGGUUAUCAGGAGAUUGUCCAGGGAUACGUGUGGAUACAUGCGAGAUGGCCGGCAACAACGAGCUCUGGGUGCAGUGUUUCACGUGCUGCCUGACUCCACGGCCAACGAGGAAUAACAGGCGGAACAGUGGUAGGCCGCAUCAGAGGCUCAGGAUAGACCGAAGCAUGAUCGGUGUGCCCACGAAUUUCAGACACACAGCACACAUCAGCAGCGGCGACAUCGACAUGUCGAUCGCUCAGCUGGCCGACCUCCAGGCGCAAAUGCAGAGGAAGAGUGGUUUCGAUACCGAUUUCAAUGCCAAGGCAUGCUGAGGAUAGCUUCGUCAAUGUCGCAGCAGGAUAUUUAACACGAUAGCGGCGGAGAAAGCUUUAUUAGCGGAAGGACGACUGAUGUUUUCUUUUUGAUAUCCAUGUUCCUUACUCGUCUGAUGGAUGAGCGCAUUUCUUCCAUAUGAACAAGAUUGCAUUUUGCAAGAUGCUUAGAGAAUCAAGACAAAUUUAUGUACAUUGGACAAGUCUCUGACUUCCAUUUGGAACGGAAAACUGCCAGAGUUAAUCAUGUUACAGCGUACAAAUAAUCAUUUACGACUUUAUACCUCUAUGUUUUUGACUGGAGACGCAUUGCGUCUAAAAAUUUAAUAUUCUAUAAUCGUAUUCUAUAAAUCAUGUGCCUUUUUGUCGGCGAUCUGACGUUCCGUGCGGAAAAAAAUAUGUACACAAGAACGAGGAAUAGAUCGUUUUAUUUGUAAAAUUAUUUGUAAGAUUUAGUAGACGUGUAAUUAGAGUAUAAGUAAACGUAUCACAUAAUAUCACAUAAUAUAAUUCUGUACACGUAAUACUUAUCCUAUUGUCGAAUAUUGUCGCAUAUAUUAAUAAUACAAGAGAGCAUUAGCGAUA